AUGGAUAAUGGAGUGUUUUAUGAUCCAAAACAAAAUAUAGAACGUAUUUUCGAAGUGGAAAGGCUCUUUGGAUUCCCGUCUAAUAAACUAGUAACUUCAACUCGCGUGUUAGUUGGGGAAGGCGUUUUGACAAAGAUAUGUAGAAGAAGGCCCAAACUGAGGCACUUUUUCCUAUUUAGUGAUGUGUUAAUCUAUGGAAGGAUUGUAUUAAAUAGGAAAGUUCUUUGUAACCCUCAGUUCAUAGACCUAGCUGACUCCUGUGUUAAGAAUGUUGUGGACAAUGGGAUCUAUCGGAAUGGAUUUUCAAUUCUCAGUCCAAGAAAGUCUUUCACGGUUUAUGCAAGCACUUCUGAAGAGAAAACACAGUGGGUACUUCAUCUGAAGAAAUGUAUUUCAAACUUUGCUUCUUCUGGUAUGCAAUAUGAUUCAGUUAAAAAAUCUCCAAUAUGGAUUCCGGAUUCAGAAGCAUCUCAUUGUAUGGUAUGUGGUACUACUGAAUUCAAUCUUGUUCAUCGAAGACAUCAUUGUCGACAUUGUGGCAAAGUUGUUUGUGAUAAAUGUUCCACUUAUCGUUGGAUACUUCCCUAUCAAGGUUCAUCAUAUGUACGUGUUUGUUCAGUAUGUCAUACUGAUUUGUCGACAGAAAAAUACAACUCACUCAUUCGUAAUAAUCAACAAUAUCAGUGUGAAGAAGCGAAUAGUCUAUUCAAUGUUACUACUUGUGUAACUAACAAUAAAGUUGAUGUUACUAAUGAAACGACUGACAAUUGUAUAAUUACACCAACCUAUCUUGGUGAUGUAAAUAUGAAUAAUGAUGAAUUAAAUACUGAAAGUGAUACAGAUUCAGAUACCGCUGAGGAGAACAAAGAUGACAAAUUUAUUCAUAGUUAA
Schistosoma spindalis is the source of this 891-nucleotide messenger RNA. The record is from the annotation of a GenBank genome assembly. Lineage: Eukaryota; Metazoa; Platyhelminthes; Trematoda; Strigeidida; Schistosomatidae.